Chrysochloris asiatica (Cape golden mole) is the source of this 3702-nucleotide messenger RNA. It is a transcript of the gene ZFAT, whose product is annotated as zinc finger and AT hook domain containing. Gene Ontology annotation, biological process: regulation of DNA-templated transcription. The coding region runs from base 7 to 3702 and encodes 1231 amino acids. The record is from RefSeq and is a predicted model, not a curated record. NCBI's taxonomy places the organism in Eukaryota, Metazoa, Chordata, Mammalia, Afrosoricida, Chrysochloridae. Gene Ontology annotation, molecular function: RNA polymerase II cis-regulatory region sequence-specific DNA binding; DNA-binding transcription factor activity, RNA polymerase II-specific. The transcript is spliced from 15 exons.
AUCUUCAUGUGUAAGUGCUGUAACCUCUUCUCACCGAGUCAGCUGGAGCUCCUCUCCCACGUUUCUGAGAAGCAUGCGGAAGAAGGCGUGACUGUUGAGGACAUUAUCAUCCCUCUGCGACCUCUCAGCACUCCGGAGCCCACCAACCCAAGCAGAAUCGGAGAUGAGUCUUUGGCGGUGAAGCGGAAGCGAGGCCGGCCAAAGGGGUCCACGAAGAAACUCUGUGCUGAAGAGGAGCUUCCAGAACGAGCUGCGAGUCCCACCGAGGACUGUCUGCUGACUCCCACGGAGCGGAGCAGCCCGGUGCCCAGCAGCCUGGAGUGCAGCAAAUGCUGCCGGAAGUUCUCCAAUCCCCGGCAGCUGAGAAAACACAUCUGUAUCAUGGUGCUGAAUCUCGGUGAGGAGGACAGGGAUGCAGGUAACGAAUCUGACAUUGAACUAGAAAGGAAGUAUAAGGAAGAUGACCGCGAAAAGGCCUCCAAAAGAUCCCGAGCCCAGAAGACAGAGAAAGUGCAGAAAGCGUCCUCAGGGAAGGAAGCUGGCCAGCUCCCAGGCCCCAAGAAGCCCAUCGUCAGCGUGGUUCUGACUGCACAUGAGGCGAUUCCAGGUGCUACCAAGAUCAUCCCGGUGGAAGCGGGACCCCCGGAAGCAGAGGCAGCUCAGCCCGAGAGUGCUGUGUCGGAUCUGGCCCACCGGAGGGGCUACCAGGAAUAUGCCAUCCAACAGACACCCUACGAGCAGCCCAUGAAGUCAAGCAGGCUAGGCCCCACCCAGCUCAAAAUCUUCACCUGCGAGUACUGCAACAAGGUCUUCAAGUUCAAGCACUCGCUGCAGGCGCACCUGCGCAUCCACACCAACGAGAAGCCCUACAAGUGCUCCCAGUGCAGCUACGCCAGCGCCAUCAAGGCCAAUCUCAACGUGCACCUGCGCAAGCACACAGGCGAGAAGUUUGCCUGCGGCAUCUGCCCCUUCACCUGCCUAAGCAAGGGCCACCUCAAGGUGCACAUCGAGCGGGUGCACAAGAAGGUCAAGCAGCACUGCCGCUUCUGCAAGAAGCAGUACUCGGACGUCAAGAACCUCAUCAAGCACGUCCGGGAUGCCCACGACCUGCAGGACCUCAAGGUCAAGGAGGCCCUGGACAAGCUGGGCCUAAUGACCAGGGAGGGCAAGCGGCAGCUGCUCUAUGACUGUCACACCUGCGAGCGCAAAUUCAAGAACGAGCUGGACCGCGACCGCCACAUGCUGGUGCACGGUGACCAGUGGCCCUUCGCCUGCGAGCUGUGUGGCCACGGAGCCACCAAGUACCAGGCGCUGGAACUGCACAUCCGGAAGCACCCCUUCGUCUACGUCUGUGCCGUGUGCCUCAAAAAGUUUGUCAGCUCCAUCCGACUGCGCGCGCACAUCGCGGAGGCGCAUGGGGCUGCGCAGGACGCAGCCGUCUUCAACAGCUCCAUCAACCAGAGUUUCUGCCUGCUGGAGCCCGGUGGCGACAUCCACCAGGAGGCCUUGGGGGACCAGCUGCAGCUGGCCGAAGAGGAGUUGGGGUUCCCUGGCAUCAACGCCCCCACGGACAUUCAGUCCAAGGAGGCCCACCCGGAGCCAGAGAACACUGUGGAUAUGCCUGCCCACCGGGGGCUGAAGGACCCUAUGGAUAUGCCCGCCCACCCGGGGCCAGAGGACCCUGUGGACAUGCCCACCCCGGACGAGCAACCAGCUGUGCCCCCAGCCAUAGGUGCUACUUUGCCCACUGUGGCAUUAGCCACCCUUCCUUCUUCCCCUGCGAUGGCUGCGGGUGACUUUCUGCUAAAACAGGAGACCUGCCCCAGUAUCCAAGCUCAUACUCUGCCCGCGGAGACCAUGGAGCCCCAGCACGGAGACCCAACCCAGACCCAGGACCGGGUAGUCACGGUCCUGCUGCCCAAGGACCAUGGUGCUAGCCUGCAGCAGGAAGCCCAGGGUGCAGAAAGCCCCCCAUGUGGGGGGCAGGGCACUGCUGCCCUCCCACCCGAUGACCUGAACUCCAGUGGGUGUCUUGAGUCGGACCCAGCCAAGGCCCCCGAACUUCCCCCAGUGGCGGGUGAUCAGGGCUCCUGCGAAUCCACCUCGGAACCCCCAAAUGACAUCACCCCUUUCAUGAAGAUCCUCAACAACCUGCAGAAGAAGCCGAUGAACACGGGCCUGUGUGAGAGGAUCCGCAAGGUGUACGGGGACCUGGAGUGCGAGUACUGUGGCAAACUUUUUUGGUACCAAGUGCAUUUUGACAUGCAUGUCCGCACCCACACCCGGGAACAUCUGUAUUAUUGCUCCCAGUGUCAUUAUUCCUCCAUCACCAAAAACUGUCUUAAACGCCAUGUAAUUCAGAAACACAGUAACAUCUUGCUGAAGUGUCCUACUGCCGGCUGUGACUACGCGACUCCCGAUAAAUAUAAACUGCAGGCACAUCUUAAAGUCCACACAGAGCUGGACAAAAGGAGUUAUUCUUGUCCCGUGUGUGAAAAGUCUUUUUCAGAAGAUCGAUUGAUAAAGUCACAUAUCAAGACCAACCAUCCCGAGGUCUCCAUGAGCACCGUUUCCGAGGUUCUCGGGAGGAGGGUGCAGCUGAAGGGGCUCAUAGGGAAAAGAGCCACCAAAUGCCCCCACUGCGACUUCUACUUCAUGAAGAAUGGUGCAGACCUGCAGCGGCACAUCUGGGCUCAUGAAGGUGUGAAGCCCUUCAAAUGUUCUCUGUGCGAGUAUGCCACUCGGAGCAAGAGUAACCUGAAGGCCCACAUGAACCGCCACAGCACUGAGAAGACGCACCUGUGUGACAUGUGUGGCAAGAAAUUCAAGUCGAAAGGGACGCUGAAGAGUCACAAGCUCCUCCACAUGGCGGACGGAAAACAGUUCAAGUGUACGGUGUGUGACUACACAGCAGCCCAGAAGCCCCAGCUGCUCCGGCACAUGGAGCAACACGCCUCCUUUAAGCCUUUCCGCUGUGCCCACUGCCACUACUCCUGUAACGUUUCCGGCUCCCUGAAGCGGCAUUACAACAGGAAACACCCCAAUGAGGAAUACACCAACGUGGGCACCAGGGAGCUCGCAGCUGAAGCACUGGUCCAGCAAGGUGGUUUGAAGUGUCCUGUUUGCAGCUUUGUGUAUGGCACCAAGUGGGAGUUCAACAGGCACUUGAAAAAUAAGCAUGCGCUGAAGCUGGUGGAGAACGAAGGAGACCCCAAGUGGGAGCCAGCAACAGAGGCUCUUGAGGAAGCGCCCACCCAGUAUCUCCACAUCACAGAAGCUGACGAGGAUGUGCAGGGGACCCAGGCGGCUGUGGCGGCGCUUCAGGACCUGAGAUACACCUCAGAGAGUGGUGACCGCCUGGACCCCACCGCUGUGAACAUCCUGCAGCAGAUCAUCGAGCUGGGCACUGAGACCCACGAUGCCACCGCUGUGGCCUCAGUGGUUGCCAUGGCACCAGGGACUGUGACUGUCGUGAAGCAGGUGACCAACGAAGAGCCCAGCUCCAACCACACGGUCAUGAUCCAGGAGACCCUGCAGCCCACCUUGGCUGAGGAGCAUCACCUGGUGGUGUCAGCGGAUGACGUGGAGGGCAUCGAGACGGUGACGGUGUACACCCAGGGCGGCGAGACCUCCGAGUUCAUCUUCUACAUGCCCGGGACUGUGGAGGAGGCGCCCACCGAGCCACCUGGCCCGCAGCUCUAG